GUUGCCUUCGCCAUCAAGCACCCUAGACGAUGGUACGUCGCAGGCAAGGUUAUACAUCGCGAAUACGUCUCGACAGAAUCUGGAAACAAUCGUCGAGGCGAUACGUCAUCUGGAAGGUGACCAUUUAUUCAGCGAUGAACCCGCGCAGGAUGUGCCAUUGGCACUGACCAACAAGCAACAGCAACAACAACAGCAACAGGCGACGGCGAACUCAACGUCAACGAAGUCUGCGACCACCACGUCC
Messenger RNA from Trachymyrmex cornetzi, 244 nucleotides. RefSeq lists its product as uncharacterized. NCBI's taxonomy places the organism in Eukaryota, Metazoa, Arthropoda, Insecta, Hymenoptera, Formicidae. The record is from RefSeq and is a predicted model, not a curated record. The annotation marks the transcript as partial. The transcript has a single exon.